Messenger RNA from Penicillium subrubescens, 4119 nucleotides. RefSeq names its product ABC transporter ATP-binding protein. Gene Ontology annotation, cellular component: membrane. The record is from RefSeq and is a predicted model, not a curated record. Gene Ontology annotation, molecular function: ATP binding; ATP hydrolysis activity; ABC-type transporter activity. The transcript has 2 exons. Gene Ontology annotation, biological process: transmembrane transport. The coding region runs from base 1 to 4119 and encodes 1372 amino acids. Lineage: Eukaryota; Fungi; Ascomycota; Eurotiomycetes; Eurotiales; Aspergillaceae.
AUGGCGGACAACAAAGAGCAAGAUGCUUUGGAGACUGGCAGAAGAACACGGAUGACUAGAUGCCUGAAGAAAUGCACCCUUUCCAAAGAAAGCCUCGGCAAGCCUUUCUCCUACAUCCACCUCCUUUUCUCCCUCGACUAUACCACAACGGACGUUUGCCUCAUCAUUUGCGGCGUAUUCUUCUCUAUCGCGGCAGGCCUUCCGUUCCCUCUUCUGGGUAUCGUCUUCGGUGACUUGAUCAACGAUCUAAAUACGGCAACUUGCUCUCCAUCCACACAAACAAGUAGCGAUGUCGCCGAUAGCGUGCGUCAGAAGGUGCUUUAUGUGAUAUACAUCACUAUCGCCAACUUCUGCUUCAUUUACAUCCAUUGCGGCUGUUGGAGCUAUAUUAGCGAACGAAUUGCACGACGGUACCGCCGACGAUAUUUCGAGAGUAUCAUAAAGCAGGAGACAGGCUACAUCGAGAGUCUGCCAGCUGGAGAUGUGGUAUCGCGGUUGGUGAGCGACAUUCAAAUUGUGCAAUCCGGGACCUCGGAAAAAGUAGGCCUUGUAAUUUCCACUGUGUCCUACUUUGUCACUUCAUACGUCGUGGCGUUUAUCAAGGUGCCUGAAAUUGCGGGAAUGCUGGUGUCUGUUGUGCCUUGCUACUUUUUCAUGUCCUUUGUCGGUGGGCAUUACAUAAAGAAAUAUGCGAGCCAGAUUAAUGAGCAUGUCGGUGCGGCCACGUCGAUUGCCUCGUCAAGUCUGUCACAUCUGACACUGGUGCAUGCGUUCAAUUCACACAACAGACUGGAGAAGCUAUAUGCAGAUUAUCUGGCUGGCUCCCGGAUGGCCGCUCUCAAGAAGGCAGGAGCCCAUGCUGCGCAACUUGGGCUACUGUAUUUCAUUGCCUACGCUGCAAACGCCUUGGCUUUCUGGGAGGGUUCUCGGUUGAUCGCCGAUUCGGUGGAUAAAAAUGGCACGGGAACAUCUGUCGGAGCCGUGUAUACGGUCAUUUUUGUCCUAAUUGAUGCUUCCUUCAUUCUCAGCCAGGUCGCACCAUUCGUGCAUGUAUUUGCAGCGGCGACUGGCGCAUCCGAGAAGCUUCUCGCGGUCAUCAAUCGGGAAUCCAAGAUUGACGGAACAGCCGACUGCGGUGACGAAUCUGCAUCGUUUGAAUCUGAAGACAUCGUGUUCCACGAUGUGCACUUCACUUAUCCUUCUCGACCAGAUUUGCCCGUCUUACAAGGGAUCGACUUUGCGAUCCCGCCUCGCAAACAUACUGCAAUUGUUGGACCAUCGGGAGGAGGCAAGUCUACGAUAGUCGCUCUUCUGGAACGCUUUUAUGACCCUCAAGCCGGGCAAAUCCAAAUCGGUAAGCAAGACUUUAGGAACUUGAAAGUGAGGUAUCUUCGAGGAAAAAUUGGAUUUGUCCAGCAAGAACCAUCUCUGCUGGAUCGAUCGAUCCUAGAAAACAUUGCCUAUGGACUGGUCACAUCUGCAAGCGAGCAGCAUCAGAGCCUGGCACCGUAUAUUCUAGAUUCCACACUGGCCGCUCUGGUGGAAUAUCUUCGAUUGGGAAUAUCCGAAAAGAAUGCUCUCCAGGAAUUCGACCCUCAGGUUGCCCAAAUUGUCACAUUGGUGCGACAAGCAGCGGCCAGCGCUAACGCUUUAACAUUCAUCGAUGCGCUUCCUCAGGGGUUUGCGACGAGCGUGGGUUCCUCUGGGAACCAGUUGAGUGGUGGUCAGAAACAACGUAUCGCAUUAGCUCGGGCUCUUGUGCGUGAGCCUGCUGUUUUGAUACUCGAUGAGGCGACAGCUGCUCUGGAUUCUACAAGCGAACAAUUGAUCCAAGAUGCUCUCGCCAAGCUGGCUGGACGUGUGACCAUGGUCUCUAUUGCGCACCGCUUGGCGUCUGCUAAGGACGCUCACAAGAUUGUGCUUAUACAGAAAGGCCAGGUCGUCGAGGAGGGAGCCCACACCGAGCUUGUCGCUAAAGGUGGCCCAUAUGCUGAGAUGGUGCGACUUCAGAAUCUUGGAAAGCUGAGCCCAGCCUUGACGCCUGGCGAAGAUAAGAUUCGCGAAGCUCAAGAGGGUAUGCUCGGCCAUCAGACCAUUACCACUGAAGUCAAGGAGUCCUUCCUUGAUGUUACUGGCACCGACGUCACACAUGUCUCAGACGAUGCGCUUCCUCCAUAUGGGACCGAGCGGAAUAGAAAGGGAGAAAGGAAUAGGCGCCCUAAUAAGGAGCUGAAAGCAAAGAAAAUGCGCAAGCGCACCAUGUGGUUUACAACGAAAUUCACAUUCUCUCUACUACGGCCUAAUCUGGGUUAUGUCAUGCUUGGCUUUGCCAUGUCCAUUGUGAUUGGAGGUAGCUAUACAGCUGAAGCGGUCAUUUUUGGCCACACGAUCGGUAGCUUGAAUCCAUGUAUUGGAGCAGACGGCAUCAGACAUGGCGGUCAUCUGUACGGAUUAUUGUUCUUCGUCAUGGCUCUUGUCGAGCUCUCAGCCAACGUGAUCGGUGGCUGCGCAUUCGGCUGGGCGGCUGACAAAAUUCUCUACCGAAUUCGCGUGCUGUCUUUGAGAUCCCUCAUGGGGCAGACUAUUCAAUGGCAUGGCAUGGAGAAUAGAACCCCUGGAACGCUUCUCACUUAUAUCACCGGUGAUGCAACUGCUCUUAGCAGCAUCACAGGGACAACCAUUGGGUUGCUGUUAGCCACAGCGGUCAACCUGGUGGCUGGAUUGGUGGUAUCCUUUGCGGUCGCCUGGAAGAUAGCUAUCGUGCUACUACCGACAAUUCCUGUCUUGCUAGUCUCAGGAAUGAUGAAACUUAGGACACAGGCGCAAUUUGCGGAACGCCAUCAAAAAGCCUUUGCCCAGGCGACUGCCAUUACCGUGGAAGCUGUUGACAACAUCCGGGCCGUCUCCGCAUUCUCAUUGGAGAAACAAUCGUGCGCGGUCUAUGAAAGAGCACUAGCAGAGCCCUACCGGGAGACCCUUUGGUCCAUUGCAUUCGGCAAUUUCUUUCUCGCCCUGGCUUUCAGCAUAAGCAAUCUGGUAUAUGCCCUGGCGUAUUGGUGGGGAACCCAGCAGAUUGUGAAUGGCCUUUAUACUCAGACUCAAUUCUUCAUCGUGCUCCCUGCUCUCUUGUUCAGUACGCAGUCCUGUGGCCAGAUGUUCGCUCUUGCGCCCGAUAUCUCCAAAGCCGGCUUGGCUGCGUCGAACAUUGCAGAGCUACUCACCACUCACUCAGCCGAUGAAGAGCUGAACCCAGUUGCCUUGGCCAAGCGCAAAGCCUAUGAUACUUAUCUUAUCGACGAGGUGAAUCCCGAUCCCGAAGCAGCCUAUUCAGGGCAUACAUGCGUGAAUUCUGCGGUGCCUCCGGUGAAGAGUGGGAUUGGAGCGGAGCUUCAGAAUGUCCACUUCGAGUAUCCAUCACGUCCAGGACAACCGGUGCUGUGUGGACUCAGCCUGAGCAUUCAGCCAGGCAAGUUCUGUGCGCUGGUAGGGCCUAGUGGUUCGGGAAAAUCCACCACUUUUGCCAUGCUGGAACGAUUCUACCGACCCGAAUCUGGUGCAGUGGUAAUUGAUGGCGUCGAUGUUACUCGGCAAAUUGGCACACAGUUCCGGGAUGACAUCGCCCUCGUACCUCAAGAGAAUGUCCUUUUCGAAGGGACAGUCGCUUUCAACAUUGGAUUAGGUGCACGCCCGGGUCACGAGCCAACCCAAGAAGAGAUCGAAGAGGCCUGCCGCAUGGCCAACAUCCACGAGGUGAUCGAGGCCUUGCCAGACGGCUAUCAGACCCAAUGCAGCCACGAUGGCAAGCAGUUCUCUGGUGGCCAGCGACAGCGCCUGUCAAUCGCACGAGCUUUAGUCCGCCGUCCCCGGAUGCUGCUUCUCGACGAGUCGACCAGCGCCUUGGAUGUUGAGUCUGAAAAGCGGAUCCAAGAAGCCCUCGCUACACUUGCCGGCCGAACGACCAUAGUCGCGAUUGCACAUCGGCUCAAUACCAUUCAUCGGGCGGAUUGUAUUUACCUGAUCGAGGAUGGGCGCUGCGUCGAGCAGGGUACUCAUGAAGAACUCAUCGAGCGCAGCGAGACAUAUCGGACGAGCGUCAUCCACCAAUCUCUCGAGACGUAG